Molecule: messenger RNA, 1802 nt
Organism: Sinocyclocheilus rhinocerous
Lineage: Eukaryota; Metazoa; Chordata; Actinopteri; Cypriniformes; Cyprinidae
Product: protein shisa-5-like
Exons: 5
Coding region: 19-753 (244 amino acids)
Source: RefSeq, a predicted model, not a curated record
AAGUGAAAGAGCUGAGCUAUGGCGUCCACCGUCCCGGUUCUUCUGCUCCUGGCUGCGGUUUUAUUCACGGCGACAUUCGCCGACGAUGACUGCAAAAGCUACAUUACCAGCACUGGUAUGCUGAAGCCCUCUGAUGACUGUGGGUUUUCACAAUUCUGUUGUGGGACGUGUGAUAACAGAUACUGCUGCUCCAAUCAAAUUAAGAAGUUAUCCGAGGAUGACCAAGAAGACUGUUUUUUCAAUGAGCAUAAGUCUGUCGUUGUCGGCGUGACCAUAGCGGGGAUUGUGGUCUUCAUCAUUAUGUUCAUCAUCUGCUGCGUCUGCCCCUGUUGCUGCCUCUACAAAAUGUGCCGAACACCCAGACCUGUUAUGGGAGCAACGACCACUACAGUCGUAAGCACACAGUACCCUCAGCAGCCUGUUGUUCAGGGAGGUCAGUACCCGCCGUACCAGCCCAUGCUGUCUCAGGCCGGGUAUGGCGGCACACCAGCUUAUGGAGGACAACCCAUGCCGACGGGACCAUAUCAGGGCCAGCCAUAUGCAGCGGGACCACCACCCCCAUAUCAGGAGACCAGAGGCCCAGGAUAUCCUGUUCCCUACAGCCAGGCUGCGUAUGAUGGCGGGCAGGCCACGUACCCCAUACAACCACCAAUUCAGCCCGGCUUCGCUCACCCGCCCCCACCAACAGACUACAGCUCGACUCAACCGGCUUACAACCCCGCCUACGUGGAGCCACCAAAGACCGGCUACUAAACCACAACCUGGAUUGUUGAUGGUUACGUAGUCUUAUCCUACAAUUGCGCAAUGUACAUCUACUGUGGACAGCAUCCUCCAAUCGGGUCGGGAAUUAAGUAAUCGGUUUUCACUAUCAUUGUGCGCUUGUCUGCCAGCAUCGUUUUCUUUACACUUAAUUUUAUAUAAAUAUAUUUUUAUUUACUCCAGCCGUUGUGUGUGACUCCAAGCCAUAUAAUGUUUUCGUUUUGUUUGUUUUUGUCCACUAAGCAAAAGGGAAUAUGUUUUACCAGCCUCAGAACUGACAACACGUUUCAUCUUGAAAUGCCGUUAAACGCCUUAAAUAUCGCCAGCUUUAUUUUAUCCUGGGAAUUUGCACAAAACGUCGACACUUUUAUCAGUUGGUGCAUUUGAACAACGCCAGCAUGCUGUUUAGAUGUUUUCACAAUUCACGUAGCAUUCAGGUUUAUGAAUUUGUGAAUGUUUGUAACAGUGUCCUCAUGCUCAGAGAUCCAGAAUAUGCCUUAUUUAAUGCAGCAAAUUACAUGUGGACACCUUAAACACAACGUUCCCACCGUGUGUUCGGAUAAUUUUAUGGAAUUUGGCUUUUGGAUGUUGUUGAAAUUCCAUGUUUAUGGAGGAGGCGUCAACACGUUUUAUAUGUUUCCCUUGUGAACUCUAUCCUUGAGGGUCUGAAAAGCAUUUGAAUAUUGCUGUGUGAGAAAGAAUGGCCAUAAUUCGGUCCUGACUGGAAGACAAAUGACUAUAAAUAAUGUGAAACAUUCAUUUUUAAACAUUAAAAGCCACUCAAGGUCAGAAAGAGGGUGAAAUUGUAAGAUAUUUGGUUCUCUGGAAAAUGCUGCGACAUGCUCUUCCAUGUUAUGAAGUUAGGUCAUAUGUUAUCAAUCUUGCACAGAUUCCUGUUGGGUGUGUCAGGUCACGAUUUUGGGAUGUUCUUGGUUUAUUAACUGUAUUGUAUGCUAAAACUGAUCAGUGUUUUACGUUUAAAUGUUUAUGUAUUCAAGCAUCUCCAUGUUUGCAACCGCAAAUAAAAAGAAAUUGUGCUGGAA